Tigriopus californicus is the source of this 4186-nucleotide messenger RNA. RefSeq names its product ubiquitin carboxyl-terminal hydrolase 7-like (gene Usp7). Gene Ontology annotation, molecular function: cysteine-type endopeptidase activity; protein binding; cysteine-type deubiquitinase activity. Gene Ontology annotation, cellular component: cytosol; nucleus. Gene Ontology annotation, biological process: protein deubiquitination; regulation of protein stability. Lineage: Eukaryota; Metazoa; Arthropoda; Copepoda; Harpacticoida; Harpacticidae. The record is from RefSeq and is a predicted model, not a curated record.
GGCCUGAUCAGUGCCGGGAUCCGGCUGCAUGGUGACCAUGGAAACUGGACAAUUGAGCGAGGGCCCGGACACGCCCAUGGUGUCGGUGGACACCCAGUUAGAUGAGGAUGAGGCUCGCCCCGAGGCCACCUUCGCCUUCACGGUCGACAAAUUCUCGACGGUCAAGGAAUCGGUUCUGUCCGCCCCCUGCAUGGUCCGUAAUCUGCCCUGGAAGAUUAUGAUCAUGCCCCGCCCUUCACACAACGACCGCUCGGGUUCGGGCGGCGGUGGCGGUGGGGGUGGCGGCAAUCAAGGCGGGAAUGGGGCGCCCCCGCCGGCCAAGUCUAUGGGCUACUUUCUGCAAUGUAACGGUGAGAGCGAGGCUGCCUCGUGGAGUUGUCAAGCCUCGGCCGAAUUGCGGGUCAUCAACCAGCGAAAUCCGGCCAAGGACACGUUUGUGCGCAAGAUUUCGCAUUUGUUCUACUCCAAGGAGAACGACUGGGGCUUCUCGCACUAUAUGAACUGGCCGGAUGUGAUGGACCCCGAGAAGGGCUUUAUCAAGGACGACAAGGUCACGUUCGAGGUCAAGGUCACGGCCGAUGCGCCCCAUGGCGUGUGUUGGGACUCGAAGAAGCACACGGGUUAUGUUGGGCUCAAGAACCAAGGCGCCACGUGUUAUAUGAACUCGCUCUUGCAAGUCUUGUACUUCACCAACAGUCUACGCAAGAACGUGUACAAGAUGCCCACCGAGGCCGAUGACAGCGCCAAAAGCGUGGGCCUGGCCCUCCAGCGCGUCUUUCACGACCUACAGUUCAACGACAAGUCGGUCGGCACCAAGAAAUUGACCAAAUCCUUCGGUUGGGAGACGUUGGACUCGUUCAUGCAACACGACGUCCAGGAGUUUCUGCGCGUCUUGCUCGACAAGCUCGAGAUGAAGAUGAAAGGCACCAUCGUGGAGGGCUCCAUCCCGCGCCUCUUCGAAGGCAAGAUGGUCUCGUACAUCCGCUGCAAGAACGUGGACUACACGUCCAGCCGCAUCGAGUCGUUCUACGACAUUCAGCUCAAUAUCAAGGGCAAGAAGAACAUUCACGAGUCGUUCGAAGACUACAUAAAGACGGAGAAUCUCGACGGCGAUAACAAGUACGACGCGGGCACGCACGGGCUCCAGGACGCCGAGAAGGGCAUCCUCUUCACGUCUUUCCCGCCCGUGCUCCAUCUUCACUUGAUGCGAUUCCAGUACGACCCCAUCACCGACAGCUCGGUCAAGUUCAACGAUCGCUUCGAGUUCCCCAAUGCGCUCGACCUCAAGGACUACCUGAAGAAACCCGAGAACGGCAAUGGCGACGACGAGGCCAUGGAUGUUGACGGCGAGGGCUGUCCCGUGGUUCAGGCUGACCUGGACGGGGCCAAGUACCUCCUGCAUGCGGUCCUGGUCCAUUCGGGCGACAAUCACGGCGGUCACUACGUGGUGUUCAUCAACCCCAAAGGUGACGGGAAGUGGUGCAAAUUUGACGACGAUGUGGUGUCACGGUGCACGGAGAAAGAGGCCAUUCAGAACAACUUUGGCGGCGUGGACGAUGACGUCACCACGAGACAGUCCACCAACGCCUACAUGCUGGUCUACAUCCGGCAGAGCUUGCUCAAGACCAUCCUCUGUGAAGUGUCGGAGUUGGAUAUCCCCGCCGCCUUGAGCGAACGGCUGGCCGACGAGAAAAAGAUCGAGAUUGCCAAGCGCAAGGAAAAGAACGAGGCUCACCUUUACAUGAACAUACGAUUGCUCCUCGAGGACAAUUUUAACGGGCACCAGGGCAACGAUUUGUACGAUCCGGACAAAGUCACCUGUCAAGAGCUACGGAUCAAGAAGACCGACACCCUGCAAGAGGUGUUGGUCCAGCUGUCCGCCCAGAUGAAGAUUCCGGCCGAGCAAGUGCGGAUGUGGCCCAUGAACCAUCGGACUAAUCAAACGCUCCGACCCGCCUUAAUCGAUGUUGAGUCCGAUUUGGACAAAGCGUUUUUUGACGUGGCGGAUAACACCAAUCCGUACAACGUGUUCCUAGAGGUGGCACCCCCAGAAACGCCCUCACGUCCUUUGCCACCGUUUGACAAGGACCAAGAUGUCAUGCUGUUUUUUAAAUACUACGAUCCCGAAGUCGAGAAGAUUCAUUACAUGGGCCACAUGUACGUAGCUAUUACGGCCAAGGUCACGUCCAUGGUGGAGGAACUCAUUAAACGGGCCAAUUUGCCCGCCCACACGCCGCUCACUCUCUAUGAGGAGAUUAAACCGAACAUGCUCGAACGCAUCGAGGACAUUGACAAGCCUCUGGAGCAUGUGCUUGAGGAGCUCAUGGACGGCGACAUUAUUGUUUACCAGAAGCAAAUCCUACCCAACCAGAACAGCUCGUUCCGAUUGGCCAGUUGUCGAGACUACUUCAGAGACCUCUUUUACAAAGUGGACGUGAACUUUGUGGACAAGAAUCUUCCGAAUGACCCUGGCUUCACCCUGACGCUCUCCCAGCGUAUGAACUACGCCCAAAUCGCACAGGCCGCGGCCGAGAAGCUUGAGAUCGACCCGGAGAAGAUUCAAUUUUUCAAGACUCAGAAUUACCGGGAAGUGCCCGGACAUGCGUUGCGAUGCACGUUCGAGGGGACCCUCAAGGACCUUUUAGUUUGCGUCCGACCCAAACAGCCGCGCAAGCUCUUCUAUCAAAAGCUCGCUAUUCCCAUCCACGAGUUGGAGAACAAGAAACAGAUCAAGUGCACUUGGCUCUCGCUCGAUCAUAAGGAGGAGGAGGAGCUCACCCUCUAUCCCAGCAAGACAGGCACCAUCGGCGACAUGCUCGAAGAGGCCAAAGCCAUGGUCACGCUCUCGCGACCCAAUGCCAAGUUACGCCUCUUGGAUAUUGUGUCCCACAAGAUUAAUAACAUCAACGCUGAGAAUUCCCCUAUCGAGUCGCUCCCCGCCACCCAAUCCAAGACCUUCAGAAUCGAGGAGGUUCCCGAGGAUCAAAUGCGAGUGAGUGAAACCGAGUUGUUAGUUCCCGUGGUGCACUUCCAAAAGGAGAUCUACUCCACUUUUGGACAUCCCUUCCUCCUCAAGGUCAAAGAGGGCGAGAAGUUCCAAUCCGUCAAGGAUAAGAUCCAAAAGCACCUUGAGGUUCCGGACAAGGAGUUCGAGAAAUAUCGGAUCGCAGUGAUUUCCGUGGGCCGUGCCAAGUACCUGGAUGCCAUAGAGCAGGACACAGUGAGACUCAAAGACUUCUUGAACACGAAUCAAACGAGUAACAACACGAAGCCUUAUUUCGGCUUAGAGCAUGUGAACAAGAACUCCAAGCGGGCUCGAUACAAUUACAUGGAGAAGGCUAUCAAAAUCUACAACUAAGGGUCAGAUCCGACCCCCCACCCCCAUUCACAGGGAUAGGACGGAGUGAGCUAUUUUUUUCCCCAUUCCCGAACGAAGACGAACAACAGCAACAAGAACAACAACAACAAACCGCGUGCGUUUGGUUCUUUUUAAAAUUGUCAUGAACUGAUCAUCCAACAACCAUUGCUUCAGGUCAAAGAUCACCUUCCGCGCUUGUCUAGCAGUAAUCCCUCGGUCCGUCUUCUCUCCUGGAUAUAAAUUAUUUGGUGUGCCCAUAAUUGCGGUCAUUUCGAUUUGAGUAUGAAUGAAAUCAUCGGAAUCGUUCCAUGUGACACGUCAAGCCAAUUCCAAACAUACACGCAUACAUAUUUACAUACGAAAUCUAGAUAGAAGUGCACACAAACACACACCCCAACCCGCAGUCUGACAACAUCGUUUCUUUUCUAAUUCAGAUUCUCACCAAUUGAAUUGAGUUGCUUUUUUUCCGAGCUUGCCGUAGAAACCAGAUCUUGGGCGCUUUCGCUCUUCUUGCUCUUUUUCCGCCGAAAUUAGCCCACAACGCCUGUUGUCUGCAACCCCAUUGAUGACAAUAGAACGAGCACAACCACCUCCGUUUCCACUUUUCCGUGGUCCAACCAUGCAGCAACAUUUAAAAUUGAUAUUUAUUUGACGGCCUCCCGUCCAUUGUCAGUUGAUAAGAGGAUAUGGACAUGAAGUAAAACGAAACCCACCAUCAUGUUAGAUUGUAAAUCUCAGAAUAAAUUGGGAACGGAUUGAACGAUUCAAUUUUCGAGCGAGUCGUUGAUAGACACGAUUAUCCACCUCUUUCCAAUUUAUUUUUCCAGA